Cryptomeria japonica (Japanese cedar) is the source of this 1163-nucleotide messenger RNA. Its product is annotated as B3 domain-containing protein Os01g0905400. Lineage: Eukaryota; Viridiplantae; Streptophyta; Pinopsida; Cupressales; Cupressaceae. The record is from RefSeq and is a predicted model, not a curated record. Bases 108 to 830 code for a protein of 240 amino acids. Gene Ontology annotation, molecular function: DNA binding. The transcript is spliced from 4 exons.
GGAAAGUGGCUUAAAAGCUGCUGGUUUGUCUUGAGUUGGGUACAGUCGAUCAGGGUUGAAUGUGAAGUUAAUCUGGCAAUUUGACACCACCUGCAUUUGGAUUUACCAUGGAGAAUGAAGUAACAGGGAACAUUUUACUUCCUUGCACAGAGUGCACUAAGGGUUGUUUUAGAAUUCAUGGCAACCAUAAAUUCAAAGACAAAGAGAACUCUGAUGGGUAUUCCUACUUCUUCAAAAUCAUGCUUGGGGACUUUGCACAAAAGCUGCCUAUUCCUCCUGCAUUUGUUCCAAAGCUGGGAAGUGAGACUGGUAAUCGUAUCAGCCAAAAUGUGGUUCUGCAAGGCCCAAGGAGCUCGCGAGGAUCAAGAAGCCCUCGGUUGGUUGCAAAACUAUGGAGUACUAAUGGAGGACUGGAAUUUCGACAGGGUUGGGAGAAAUUUGUGCAUCAGUACAGAAUUGAGUUGGGAGAUUUUCUGGUGUUUAAGUAUAUCGGUUGGUCUUAUUUCAAAGUAAAAAUAUUUGGAAGAAGUGGAUGUGAGAAAAACCUUACUAUUCUUCCUGAGAGGAAAUCACAGAAGAUAUGCCCUAGUCCUAGUAGUGCUCUUCUGGGAAAUUUUGAAAAGAAUAUGAGUGACAAGUCACAAAUUAGUUUGGUUUCUGAUAAGGAAAGAAGUGAACGAAGAGAAACAGUACUUGCACUUGGAGAUCCAGGGAAAGAACCUAGUUCUUCUUCUUCUUCUCACCGUCGUGGCUGUCCUCCGAAAAAUCCUCAACAUUGCAACUCAUUUAUUUCUAGAAAGAAGCAACAGAGAAAAAUCUCUAGAGACUAAAGGGGAGAGUUAUCAAGGAGUUUACCAUGUUUUUGGCAGGUGUCCUGUUAAACAAGCAGAAAAGAACAAGGCCCUCAAUGUUGCUAAUUCCUUCAUAUCAUAUAAACCCUUUUGUAUAUGUUUAAUGGUUAUGAAACCAUCUUAUGUAUACAACGGAUUUCAGCUUGUAAGCUCUUUCCCUUUCUAUUUUUUUAUUUAGAAGGGAAUAUGGUGUCUCUAACUGUCCUAAGGUAGCGAAAUUCCUUAUCUUUGUGUCUAAAACUUUAUCUUUUAUUCGUGUUCAUAAUAAUAUUUAAAAAAAAAAAUUACACCAUGUACAAUGAUUUUCAGUUC